This is a messenger RNA of Hypoxylon trugodes, 1453 nucleotides long. RefSeq names its product cobW-domain-containing protein. NCBI's taxonomy places the organism in Eukaryota, Fungi, Ascomycota, Sordariomycetes, Xylariales, Hypoxylaceae. Gene Ontology annotation, cellular component: cytoplasm. The record is from RefSeq and is a predicted model, not a curated record. The transcript is spliced from 5 exons. The coding region runs from base 105 to 1250 and encodes 381 amino acids.
UUUAUUCAUUCUUCUUUUAAUUCUAUCAAUUUGCACUUAGCUCCGAGGACUACGGAAAUAACUGUAAAGGUCUUCUCCCAUACUCCACGAAUACCAUUGGGACCAUGAACUUUGACGAAGAUGUUCCUCCGGAGCUUGUCGAAACCGAGGCCGAGGCCCAGACCAAGGGCGACCCAGAUGAGGAGAAAGUCGUCAAGGUACCUAUCACCAUCGUCACAGGAUAUCUUGGAGCCGGAAAGACUACAUUACUCAACUACAUCCUAACUGCCCGUCAUGGGAAGAGAAUCGCGGUCAUAAUGAAUGAGUUUGGUGACUCACUUGAUAUCGAAAAGUCAUUAACAAUAAAUAAAGAAGGCGAACAAGUUGAGGAAUGGUUGGAUGUUGGCAACGGCUGCAUUUGUUGCUCUGUGAAGGACACCGGAGUAAAUGCUAUCGAAUCACUAAUGGAGAAAAAAGGCGCAUUCGAUUACAUCCUACUAGAAACCACUGGUCUGGCCGACCCAGGCAACCUAGCGCCCUUAUUCUGGGUAGAUGAUGGGCUCGGAAGCACCAUAUAUCUUGACGGCAUAGUCACACUAGUGGAUGCGAAGAAUAUCGUACGCAGCCUAGGUGACCCAUCCGGAAAAGUUGAAGGCCACGAUGAUCACCAUGGUCAUGGCCCCGUUAUGACGACUGCCCAUGUUCAGAUAUCCCAUGCAGAUGUCAUUGUCAUUAACAAAUCUGAUUUAGUUGAACUGGCCGAGCUCGAGAAUGUCAAGGAGCGAAUACAAGCAAUUAAUGGUCUUGCGAAAAUCCACGUAACAAAUCACAGUGUUGUGCCUCAAUUGGAGGGUUUCCUGCUGGAUUUACACGCAUACGAUCAAGUUGAGGCAUUGGAUACCACAGGAAAAGGACAUAGCCAUCUCGACCCUACUAUUUCCACAGUAUCUAUCAACGUACCACUCUUAGCCCCUGAGCAACUUAAGCAAGUCGAUAGUUGGCUUCGAUCGCUGCUAUGGGAAAGCGAGGUACCGGGAGAAACGAUCAGCGAGACAGGAUCUAUUGAAAUACAUCGCUUGAAAUCUCGCCUCGUAUUUCAGAAUGGCGAUGUGAAGAUGGUACAAGGUGUGAGAGAGGUAUUUGAGAUCUUCGAUGCAGAGCGAACGCCACAUAACGAAACCCCGCAGACGGGAAAAAUCGUCCUCAUCGGAAGAGGGGUGAAAGGAAUCGACUUCGAACGGAGUUUAUUAAAUGCACUCCAAGAUAGAUAGAACCACCAGAUAUCUUGAUAACACACAAUAAUCAACUAGGUCAAGAUACACGUAUGAUUACGCUGUCCAGAUAACUAGGAUCAGACCAGAAUUGCUAAUAGUGAUACCGCCAAGUAGAUUUGUAUGCUUCACCUUUAUGUCUAAUACGUAGAGGUAAGUUAGAAGAGCACAUAGACUCAUUUAUCCUAAUUCAAACCCUCUAG